AUUAGGAUCACAUUUAGCAUUUGAGAGAGGUAAGAGUAAUGCAACAAUGCAAAAGAGGAAGAACAAGAUAUUUGUUCCUUUAUUUCUAUUUGAGGAGGACUGGAAGGGGAACUUUUAAUCUGCCACCAAUUUUUGCUGUCAAAAUUCAACAGAGUAGCUAAAGUGCAUUGAAAAGCUGCACCAACAAAAGGGGGUCCAGGGGAUUUGGUCCGGCCAUAAUCAUACCAUAAUCCAUAUUUUAUAAAUGUCAACACACGAACCCAGAAUUACACAAAUUUAAGAUUACAGUUCAAUAUUACUAGGAGAUAAAAUCAUAGCUGUGGACGAUGUGAUUACGAAAAAUCAAAUUAUCCCAUUCAGAUAGGCUUAACAGCUUUUUUUUUUUUAAAUCAAUCCAAGCCAGUUUCAGUAUUGAUACAUUGUACCAACUUUUGUGCUUCCUUUCAACAAAAAUUGAUUCAGUUCAGCACUGAAAGGCAGGCCCAGGAAACUGUUUCGACAGCUUUCUUCUACACUCCCUGUUUUCCACUCCUUCAGAUCACGGUCUCUGGAGGGGGGAAAAAACAAACGAACAACAGCAAAAAAAAAAAAAAAAAACAAGUCCCCGCUUCAUGAGCGGUACUGAAAAUAAAGAAGAAAAAAACCCCUUCCUUCCCAUGAGGUCCGGAAGAGCGGCUGCAGUGUCCCCAGCGGCUGUUAAGCGAAGUCAGUUUGGCACCUGAUGCUGCUGCUUUCGCAGCCAAGGUCCUUCCCACUCCGCCUCUAACUACGAGGGGGCCGCGCUUUGGUUUGCCCGCGCUGUGACGUCCCUCGAAUAGCAAGUCGAAGCGGGCAAUUCCUGCCAGGACCCCCGGCGGAGUAAAGCGCCGCAACUUAAGCGGCUUGCCUUUUUAUACUCAGGCUGAAAAAGAAAAGCGCUCCCCGGAGAAAGGCGCCGGACUCUCUGUCUUUCUCGAGACAGGUGAAGGGGAUUCCGUAGCAACUUCCCAACAGGAUGACAGCCGCCGUCUCUGCGCCCCGAGCGUCGCUUUGGCUCCUUUGGCUCCUGCCUUUUGCCGCGCUGCCUUCCAAGCUCAACAUCCCUAAAGUGUUGUUGCCGUUCUCUCGGAGCGCAAGGAUUAACUUCACUCUGGAGGCAAGCGAAGGCUGCUACCGUUGGUCUUCCACCAGACCAGAAGUUGCUAGCAUAGAUGCUAUAGAACAAAACAACCAUCAGUGUUCACGGAAGGCUGUUAUUCAAGCCAGAUCAUCACAAAUAACACGGCUUACAAGUAUUAUUUUGGCUGAAGAUGUUUUGACUGGCCAGGUUCUUCGCUGUGACGCUAUAGUUGAUGUUAUUCAUACUAUUCACAUAGUAUCUACAACGAAGGAAUUGUAUCUUGAGGAUUCACCACUGCAGCUGAAAAUUCAAGCCCGAGAUUCUGAAGGAAACACUUUUAGCACAUUGGCAGGACUUGCUUUUGAGUGGACCAUUGUGAAAAGCUCUGAAACUAAUGAAUUCUCAGAUUUCCAUAAUGCACUACAAAUUCUGAAAUUUUCUGAAUCAACAUAUAUACCACCUUCAUAUAUAUUAGAGAUGGAGAAAGUUGCAAAACAAGGAGAUAUUGUCUUAGUAGCUGGAAUGAAAACAGGGAGUUCAAAACUCAAAGCAAGAAUAGAGGAAACUGUAUAUAAGAAUGUGCCAGGAGCUGAGGUCAGAUUGUUUAUUUUGGAAAACAUCAUUUUAAAUCCUGCUUAUGAUGUCUACCUAUUGGUAGGAAUGUCAACACAAUAUAAAGUCAUGAAAAUUAGAAGAGGGAAAAUGACAGAACUAAUCAUGCCUUCUGAUCAGUAUGAGCUACAACUUCAGAACAGCACACUCAGCCUUGGGGGAGAUACAGCCUGGCCAGUUGCCAGGUUGGAUCAGGCAACAUGCACAGUCACUGCAUUGCAGCGGGGACAAGCAAACCUUGUACUUUCCCACAAAAGUGUAUCUAUGCAAGGGGCUUCUAAAUUACCAAAUGGCACUAUUUUUGUUGUGGACCCAGGAUACCUAGGAUUCUCAAUUCAUCCUGGUAAGAGAUGGGCGCUGGAAACUGAGAGAUUCUAUGAAAUCACUAUUGAAGUGUAUGACAAAUCAAGCAAUAAGGUGUAUUUAUCUGAGAACAUCAGAAUUGAUAUGUACUUCUCAAAAGAAUAUUUUGAAGUUGUGCAGUCCUCUCUGAAUGGUUCAUAUCACUAUGUAAAAGCAAUAAAAGAAGGACAUACCAUUCUUAAUGCUAAACUAACAUCUAUCGUAGAUCAGGAUGGAGGUGUUCACACAUUUUCUGUUCCUGCACAAAAUCAACAAGAAGUAGAUAUCUAUUCUCCCAUUGUUCUUCAACCAAGCAUUUUGACCUUUCCGUGGCAAGCAAAAGCAGGAGCCUAUCAGUACAGAAUCCUGGCUUAUGGCGGGAGUGGAAAUUUUACUUGGACCUCAUCUCAGCAAAAUGUUGCUUCAAUUACAGUUAAGGGAAUAAUGACAACUGGCAAUGAAAUUGGUGUCAGUGUCAUUUGUGCCAGAGAUGUUCAGAAUCCUUUACACCAUGGAGAAAUGAAGGUCUAUGUGAUAGAACCCAGUGAUAUGAAGUUCACACCUUGUCCAGUUGAAGCGUAUGUGGGCGAGACACUGGACCUGCCUCUGAAGAUUAUUGGUGUAAUGAACAAGGAAACCAAUGAGGUGGUCACUCUAAGUGAUUGUUCACAAUUUGAUUUAGCUGUCAACAUUGAAAACCACAAUGUGUUCAGUCCAUUUCAAGGGAGACUUAAGCCAACUCCUGAAUACUGCAGUGGGAUCAGAGUUAAAGCUGAAAGCCAAGGGUAUUCCUCACUUGUUGUUAGUUAUACCCAUGACCAUAUUCACCUCAGUGCCAGUAUUACCAUAGCAGCCUAUCUGCCAAUAAAAAUUAUUGAUCCUAUUUCUGCUGCUUUGGUAACUCUGGGUUCUUCUAAAGAUAUCCUCUUUGAAGGUGGACCCAGACCAUGGAUUCAAGAGCCAACCACAUUCUUCAGAGAUACCAAUACGGAACAUCCGGAGAAUGUUGGUUUACAUUUACUAGGACCACCUACAUCUAGGAAUUCUUUCCAGCAUUGGGCUAGAGCAACUUGUAAAGCCUUAGGGGAUCAUGUAAUUUCAGUAACAAUUGGCAACAAGCCCACUGCAACCAACCCCUUUCCAGCUGUUGAAUCAGCUGAUGUGACAUUGAUUUGUGCCAUUCCCUCUCGGUUUUCUUUGGCACUUGUAUCUGCAGAUCCUGAGCUGGAUGUUUCCUGUCCCUUUAUUCAUCAGGACAAACAAGGGGUUCCUGUUUCAAUUUUCCGCAACCCAGUAUUGGAGCUAGAAGUUUAUAAUCAUCAGGGCCAUAAAUUUGACAAUUUCAGUUCUCUUACUAUAACCUGGGAAUCAACAGAACAUUUACUAGCUAGCAUAGAGUCCAGAAUGCCUUUGGAACUUUCUAUGAAAGAUCAUGGAAACAGUCAGAAGAAAAUGCAAGGUCUGCAAACUGUUUUAGUUCAUCAUAAACCAGGAGCAACAAUAAUAUCAGCUACUGCAGUUGGCUAUCAGCAUGUUCAUUUGAUUACCAAUCAAGUAAAGAAACCGUAUGAAGCUCUUUUACCUGUAAAUGCAGGUAUUGAACUAAUACUUGUGGAAGAUGUUAAAAUGAGUCCUAAAGAAGUGACUAUUUAUAAUCAUCAGGCAAUUAAGGCUGAACUGAUUAUUAAUGGAGGCUCUGGAUAUUUUUUUCUUAACACCAGCAUCGUUGACAUUGUUAAAAUAGUAUAUGAAGAAGGUAAAGACAUUGCUCUGAUAUAUCCCUUAUAUCCAGGGUCAGUAUCUGUAAUGAUACAUGACUUGUGUCUUGCAUCUUCCACCAUUGCUAAAACUGAGGUGUAUGUUUCUAAUAUACAAGAAGUAUAUGUUGGAAUUGUUGAUAAGGUAGAAAUUGGCAAAAAUGUUAAAGCAUAUGUCAGAGUGCUGGAUGCUUCGAAGAAAUACUUUCACAGUAAAAACUUCAAAUUCAUGGACUUAACUCUAAAAGCAGCAUCUCAGAUUAUUUCCUUAAAAGCCCUUGAUGAAACUUCUGAUGAAUACACAGCUGUUUUUCUAGUGCAUGGCAUGGCCAUAGGUCAAACCAGUGUUACAGGAGUUGUCACUGACAGAUAUGGUGAAAAGAUCUAUUCAAUUCCACAACAGAUUGAAGUAUUUCCUCCUUUUAAACUGAUACCAAAAAAAGUCACCUUACUCAUAGGUGCAGUGAUUCAAAUUACUUCUGAGGGAGGACCACAGCCUCAGUUCAACAUAAUCUUUUCCAUCCAUGAUCCCAGCAUUGCUUCCGUAAACAACAGUGGCUUUAUAACUGGCAAAGCAGUGGGGAACAGUACCAUACUGGGAGUGGUUCAAGCAAUUUAUGCAGAAGCUGGCAAGGUUGUAGUUGCAUCCCAGGAUAAAGUUGAAGUUGAGGUAAUUCAGCUUGAAGCUGUCAGAAUCCAUGCACCUAUUACCCGAAUGAAAACUGGAACUCAGAUGCCAGUAUAUGUGAUGGGCAUUGCUAGCAAUCAGACCCCUUUUUCAUUUGGAAAUGCAGUGCCAGGAUUAAAGUUUUAUUGGUCUGUGACUACAAGAGAUAUCUUGGAUGUCAAGUCAAGAUUCAGUGAGGCUUCCCUUCAGCUUUCAGUGGAAAAUAAUUUUGCGGUGGAUGUUUAUGGGAAAGUGAAAGGGAAAACAGGAUUGAAAGUUGUUGUGAAAGUCCUUGAUCCUUCAGCUGGACAGUUCUCUCACAUGGCAAAAGAAUUGACAGAUGAAAUUCAAAUACAGGUGUUUGAGAAACUAGUUAUUCUGGGAGUAGAAGUAGGACAGAUAUUAAUGUCAACAAACUCCUUUUUUAAAGUUCAAACGAACAGGGAUGGAGCUGCUUCUUUAACUUAUCGUGUACUGGAUAGUCAAGACAACGUUCCUGUGGUAGAAAUUGAUGAAAGUGGUCAUCUUAGUUCUCAUUCUCAGAUUGGACUAUCAACAAUAGAAAUAAUUUCCCAAGAAUCAUUUGGAAUCAACCAGACCCUUGUUAUUGCUGUCAAGGUAGCUCCUGUUUCCUACCUGAGAAUAUCCAUGAACCCAAUUUUCCAUACAAAAAAUCAUGAAGCUUUACUGGCAUUACCUUUGGGCAUCACUUUGAGUUUGACUAUCCAUUUCCAUGACAAUUAUGGAGACACUUUUCACUCACAAAAUUCCAUGCUUCACUUUGCAGUCAACAGAGAUGAUUUUUUACAGGUUGGGAAAGGGACCUCUAACAAUACUUUGGUACUUCGAACAAUGAAUGUUGGACUAAGUUUGCUUAAGGUUUGGGAUGCGGAACACAAUAUUGCAGACUAUGUCCCUCUUCCUAUCCAACAUGCCAUCUCCCCUGAGCUCACCGAUAUUAUUGUAGGUGAUGUCAUAUGUUUAACCUCCUCACUGGUAAACCAAGAUGGUUUAUCAGGAAUAUGGAGGUCUUCUUCAAACAGUAUUCUUCAGAUUGAUUCAAAAGCCGGAGUAGCUGUAGCAAGAAACCCUGGAAAUGUUAUAAUAUAUUAUGACCUAUCUGGAUUGUGUAAGACAUAUAGGGAGGUGUUAAUUAACGAGCCUCAAAGGAUUGUGGCAGCACAUGUAAGUGGAACAAAAACAAAUAUUCAGGAUACUUCAAAAGUUCUACUUCAAAUUGGACACAGAAGUAAAAAUUUGAAAGGAGAAUGUUCAAGUGCCCAAAAUGAAGUAAUAGAAGAAAUGAAACCCCAGUCUAUGGUCAACUGUCAACUUAAUUUCAACAAUAAUGUAUUUGAUUUCCAAGCUUCUGAAAUUGUUGCAGCUGAAACCAUGUUUGAUACAGCUUUAGGACAGUAUACUUGUUCCAUCAGAGUGCUCAGACUAGCGGACAAGCAGCUAAAACAACUCACCAUGAGCAAAACGGCCAUCAUCAUCACACCUUCUCUCCAAGGCAGUCAAACCUUAGAGCAGAUUAGCACUGAAGUGCCAUUUAAUCCAGGAUUCUAUGCUAAUCAGACUGAAUUUAUCCUAACUAAUCAUUACACAAGUUCUGACAUGAAGAUCUUUGGAACUGCUGAAGUUCUUGAAAAUCUUGAAGUGAGAUCCAGCUCACCUGUGGUGGUGAUUUUUGAGAAAGACAGAUCUUAUGGCUUACCUAGUUAUGUAACCUACACUGUGAGUUUAUCAGACCCAGAAAUUGCAAGUAAAACAAAUUUAAAUACUGUACUUACUAUAUCCAGCACAAUGACGGACCAAUCUAUCACUAUCCCAGUGACAAUUACCUAUGUGUCUGACAGAACUCUGUCAAUGAAAUAUAAUACAAGUUUAUUCCAACACUUUCUUGAUUCCUAUCAAGUUAUAUUUUUUACAGCAUUUGCGCUUUUGGCUGGAAUGGCUGUUAUGAUCAUAGUGCACUAUACUCUUUUCUCUCCGAAUGAACAGCAAAUACAUCCAGCUUUCAUCUCAAAGACAAGUCCUCAAAGACCACUUACCGGAGUUCCUGUCACUCCUACAACUCCCUUCAACCCUAUAUCUUCAAGUCAACAAAACAGUUCUCCAAACAGAUUAUGGAGUCCUCUAUAUUCUUCACAAUGAAAAUCUUAUUGACAAAAAAUAUGUUUUGAUUUUAAGUAAUAUGGACAUUUGAAGAACAAAUAUACACCAUACAUGGUUGUAACGCCUUGGUUUAUAAAGAUUUUCUUUAGAUUCAUGAUAACAUUGAAGGGAAGAAAAUUCACUCAGGAUCUGUGUUGAGCCAUUCUGCUUGCUUACGUGCUUCAGUUAAUUUCAGCUAAGACUUCAAAUUGUGUGGCAUCUAUUUGCUUCCUGCGGAAAUAAUGAUUUUUAUAAGAAGGCUUGAUAUCAGAGUUAUAAUGAAAGGAUAAACCCCAACAUAAAAGAAAAAGAAAAACGGUGUUAAUUUGAAUUCAGCUUAUUUUAUUUUUGAGGCUCAGGAAUGAAAUGUUCUGCACUAUUUUUUUGCACUAUUUAGUAUUCUUAGCAUUUGAAGUUGGUUGAUUAGAAAGUAGUUAUGCUGUAAUAGCUAUGUUACCUAUUUAUAUAUGUAACAAAAGGAUAGAUAGGUUAUUAGAUAGGGACUGUGUGUGUGUGUGUAUGAGAGAGACAGAAUUCCUUUAUUCCCUUCGAAAUUAUUAAUAAAUAGUUUCAAUCAGGUGAUACUGCACAAUCUUUUGUUAAAGAAAUCCUUUAUUAUAGCAAACUGCAUUUUUUUAAAAAAAGUUAUUUUAAUCAUUUUUUUCUAAAAAAAAUAUUGUUAUCCUAACAAAGAGAAGACUGCAUUUUAUAUAUUUUUAGAAGUGUUAAAUACCUCAGCAAACUCUCUGUAUGCAAUUGGUGACUUGUAAAUAUAACUUGAAUCAAGGAACCUUGUCUUUGCACUACUGGGUUAAUGUGAAUGCUACUUUUCUAUUGAAAUCAGAGUUAUUGCUCAUUUAAGAAAGGAGUUUAGUACGUAUAUAGAUAUCCUGAUGAUCUACAUAGCAGGUACAAUUAAUGCUAAGGGAACUAAUUAUAUUUAACAAUAUGAAUUGUAUUACAUGUUAAAUAAGAACACAGGGUAUGCAGACAAAAUUUGCUUUUUGGAAGACAGCAGUCUGAAGUAUGAACCUUAUUUUUAUAAGCCUUUUUUCUCAACUACUGUUGUCAGAGUCUGUUUGCUUUUUGCAUGUUUUCAUCCAUUUGCUGCAACAACAUAAAUUCAGAUGCUGAAAGUUACAGCAGUAACAAUUUUCAGAAUUCAGUGCAAGCCAAGUCAAAAAUGUGACUUAUUAAACCAUGUUUAGCUUGGUCUUUUUUAGAAUUACCCCCCCCCAAAAAAAACCCCAAACCCCAAUACACCACCACUCUACACUGCCUGUGAAGUAGAAAGAACCCCUAUUCCAGACAUAGCUGUCACAUUCCAAUUAUGUGAUAACAACUGAGAAACUAUUCCAAAUGAAUGUCCUAAAAAUAUUUAUUUGUGCUAUAAAAUACAAUCUGGUAUCAUGCCAAUUUUGCAUUAUUUAGCAUAAGAUUCUGAAAAGUAUUGUGGAAUAAUCUUGCAUAGGUUCACAAAAGGAUGACAAAGUUGGUCAUCUAUCACCCAGAAGUAUGUGUAUAAGUGAAAGACCCUUCUAGCAAUAAAUUGAGCAUAUUACAAAAUGGUGUCAGCCAAUCCACAUCACUUGGUAAGAACCUUCCACCAAGGUGAGCCUGGAUUGCCACUAUAAUUGCAGAAGAGGCCUUCAUCCUCCAGUGGAUAGACAAUUGCUAAAAUGAAUAAUUAUAUAUAUAUAUAUUUCUGACUCGUUACACAAUAAAAAUAUGUUUUUAACAAAUUUAUUCUAUAGGAAAAUCUGUUCCCAGCACGGGCCUUCACUUCUUCUAAUAUAUUGCUGUAAUUCAUACCAUUCACCUUGCUGAUGGUUGUUCUUUUCCCCUCCAUCCUUCCAAAUAUUGUAUUUACAUGAAUGAAAUAUAAGUGUCUUAAAAA
Molecule: messenger RNA, 8531 nt
Organism: Crotalus tigris (Tiger rattlesnake)
Lineage: Eukaryota; Metazoa; Chordata; Lepidosauria; Squamata; Viperidae
Gene: NUP210
Product: nucleoporin 210
Exons: 40
Coding region: 995-6634 (1879 amino acids)
Cellular component (GO): nuclear pore
Source: RefSeq, a predicted model, not a curated record